Molecule: messenger RNA, 2652 nt
Organism: Arabidopsis thaliana (thale cress)
Lineage: Eukaryota; Viridiplantae; Streptophyta; Magnoliopsida; Brassicales; Brassicaceae
Exons: 6
Coding region: 492-1661 (389 amino acids)
Source: RefSeq, marked reviewed
UGAUUGAUAUACAUAUGUAAUUUCUCUAAAUAAUAAUUUGUAAAUGUGUGGGGUAAAAUAUGAACAAGUGAGUUUUGGUGGGAGUAAAAGUGAAAAAGACAUUAGUAAUUAGAGAAUUAGUGAAAUUGACGAAAGAGCCCUACUUGAUGAUAUUUCGAGAAUAUAAAAGGCUCAAAGGUUAGCGGCCGAAAAAACGAGGAAGCUCUCUCCUUUAUAACAAAACCUCAACACUUCACCAUUUGAAUUCAAAAUCCCUUUUCUCUUCUGUCUCUCAUCGAUUUAUCCCCAAAUAUACUUUCUUCUUCGUCCUCACCUCACUCCUCUACACAAUUUAUCUAAACCUAAUCUUAGUUAUUCAAAGCUUGCUCUCGAAUCCCCUUAUGUGUGUACCCGUUUAGAAGAAACUGUUGCGUUUUCGUUUGUGUGUGGACUCUUUCUGGGUGGAUUCGACAUCUGGGUUUUUGGAAAAGAGAGAUCUUUCUGGUGUGUAAAUGGAGGAACAGAGAGGAAUUUCCUCUGGUGUUGUGUCGGAACCUGCAUCGAAUUCUGUGAUUUCUGGCGAGAAGCGUAACGGAAAUGGAUUAGAUGAGAAAGAUGAAUUAGGGUCUAAACGUGUGAAAGUCCCAGAUCUGGCUUCUGAUGCGAAAACCAGUAGUUUGCAAUCUCAUGGAAACAGUAAUAGUGUUCAGCAACCAAAUCUUAGUAGUGAGAAGUUGUCGAAAGUAUCUAAAGUGCUUGUGGCUCCUGAUGCUGAAGGUAUAAGAAGAGUAGUUAGAGAAAAUGAUGUUUUGUCUAAAGAUAUAAAACCUUCCUCAACUGUUGAGACGAGAACAUACUUGCCUAAGGCCAAGUCAAUUUCUACAGAUGAUAAUAGACGCGUUGUUAAUUCUGGAAAACAGGCUUUGCUUGAGAAUCAUACUGUAAAAACAGAUGAUAGUAAGUGUCGUGUUGUUAAGAAUAUUAGCCUCUUGAAACCGAGGGAGACUACUGAAUCUGUUGUAAGUCAACGUGGAGCAGCAGAGCCUUCGGUUUCAGUUCCUGUUGGCGAUAAAGUAAGUCCUUUUCAGAUGUGUAGUAGUGCAGAUGGCUCAUUAGGUGAGUCAGAUUCGAUGCGGCGAUGGAGGGAAAUGAAGCGGAAUGGUUUUCUAUCAGGCCCUUUGGGUGGAGUUGCAGCACCAACUUCUACAGUAGUGACUACGCCUGUUGAAGUACCUGCGCCAAAGCAACAGAAGAAUAAGCGGAGAGGUGGUGAGUCUCUCAAGAAGAAAAACGAUGUCCCUAAGAAGGAACAACAGCUGGUAGAUAGGUUCGCCAAUGUUACUGCUCCAAGUGGAUUGCUGACGGAAUUGAACCCGGGAAUCAUUAACCAUGUCAGGACUAAGAAACAGGUCUGCUCAAUUAUUGAAGCUUUGAUUCGAAGUAGUAAUGAUGAUGCUACCACGAGGGAAAGACAUGGCGAUUUCAAUGUAAGAGACGCAAUCAGAGAAGAUAGAGCAUUAGCCUUUAAGUUACCAUCCACCGGGGUGUCUGAUAAUGCCAUUUCCAUUACAAAUCCUGAACAAGCCACAUCUCUUGCUGUUGAAGGUCAGUGCCUUUUAUCUUGUUUCAGAUUACCUUUAGUUAACUGUUUCUUGGAUCUUCUGAGUAUGUGUCUGAAGUAAUAAGUGGCAAGUCUUAUGGCGUAAAAAUGAAGACUUCUGUGUCAAUUAACGAUUUAGGGUUUCUGAUUAAAGUAAGUCUAGAAGUGAUAGAAAUAUAAAUGUUAGGUAUUUCUUUUUUUGUGCAUAAUGAUUAAUUCAUAUGCAGAAGUGGAAACGGAAAGAAAUGCUUAAAAGGAAAAUGUUUCUUUGCUUUUUAGCUGCUACCGUAGCUUCCCAAUGGUUGGAGUUUCUUCAACAAGACCUCAGCGGACGACUUUCAGCUGUGCAGGAUAGUAGGAAUAGAGUUCAAAAUAUUUUGACUACUGAGUUACCGCUUCUCGCUUCAUCAAGGGAAUCUUCUUCUAACCAAGCAAAUUCUCUUGAGAUGGUGACUACGAAUACCUCUGGUGAUGCUUCGUCCGAUAAAGCAGCAACCGAGACACAUCAGAAGAGGUGGACUGCAAAAUUUGAUCAGAUAAAUAAAGCUCUGUAUGAUGAACAGAGAGAUUUGGAACGUUCGCUAAACCAAGUGAAGGAAAUGCAGUCACGAUGUAACCAUGGUCUACGACAAAUGGAAGAGUACUCGCCUUUUAGUUCCCAAUCAUCCGAUUCAAGGUAUAGACGAAGCAGUCCAUAGAAGCAUAGAAAAAGACUGGUCUAAAUGAUUUUCUUGUUGUACAAUACACUUGCAGUUUUGGGAAAGACGGUAAUCAGGAGACUAGUAUGGCGGUUCAGGCGGCUGCAGCUUCUAUUUUUUCAACCUGCAGUUUUCUUCUGUCAAUGAUGAAGCCGCCGCCUACCGGUUCUUAAUCUUGUUUUUUUUUUUUUUUUGGUUAACCGAAUUUCUGACUAAUCACACCGCCUAUAUGUUGUCUUUAUGUUAGCACUUUUUUGAUGGUUAUUAUCUUUAGUGUAAAUAACAGGCGAUUGAUCAGUUUGUCAUUCGUGUAUGUAACAUUAGAAGCGACCUUUUUUCUUUUUAUAUCAAAGCUACAAAGUUGGCAUUUGUUUC